Messenger RNA from Pieris macdunnoughi, 1056 nucleotides. NCBI's taxonomy places the organism in Eukaryota, Metazoa, Arthropoda, Insecta, Lepidoptera, Pieridae. The record is from the annotation of a GenBank genome assembly.
AUGGGGAAGGAUUACUACAAAAUAUUAGGACUGAAUAAAGGUGCGACUGAUGAUGAGAUCAAAAAAGCGUAUCGCAAAUUGGCCCUCAAGUACCAUCCGGAUAAGAAUAAGUCGGCUGGAGCAGAAGAACGGUUCAAGGAAGUUGCGGAAGCGUACGAAGUGUUAUCAGACAAGAAGAAGAGAGAAAUUUAUGAUGAAUGCGGUGAAGAGGGACUGAAGAGUGGUGGCAGAAAUUUCAAAGGUACUGGCGGUCAAUCCAACGCGUACUCGUACCACGGCGAUGCAUGGGCUACAUUCGCCCAGUUCUUUGGUUCAGCAAGGCCCUUUCAACCAUUCUUUGACAUUAACGGUAGCGGUGGAGGCAACUUUUUCGAUCGUGACAUGGACGUCGAUCUGGAUCCUUUUGCUAACAUCGGAAUGGGAACAAAUAGACCAAGCGGCCCUGGCGGCGCGUAUCGUAGCCAUAGCUUCAACUUUCAUGGAUCACAACAUCGGAAAGACAGGACACAAGACCCGCCAAUUGAACAUGACUUGUAUAUGUCGCUUGAAGAAAUUGCUAGGGGCUGUGUAAAGAAAAUGAAAAUUUCAAGAGGAGUCAUUCAACCAGAUGGUACAACAAAGAAAGAGGAUAAAGUAUUGACAAUCCAUGUAAAGCCUGGCUGGAAGGCAGGUACAAAGAUCACAUUCCAGAAGGAGGGAGAUCAGGGAAGAAACAAGAUUCCAGCUGACAUAGUAUUCAUUAUUAGAGACAAACCAAACCCAUUAUUUAAACGUGAAGGCAGUGACAUCAGAUAUACAGCAAAGAUAUCACUUAAACAGGCCCUAUGUGGAACAAUUAUUGAAGUGCCAACAAUGUCCGGAGAUAAAUUAACAGUAAAUCUACAAGGAGAAAUAGUUAAGCCCUAUUCAGUGAAGCGAUUCCCUGGUUAUGGCCUCCCAUUCCCCAAGGAGCCAACUAGGAAAGGUGAUCUACUUGUGGCAUUUGACAUCAAAUUCCCAGACAAACUGACUCCUGCAGCAAAGGAAAUAUUGGAGAGCACUUUACCAAACUAUUGA